Molecule: messenger RNA, 2659 nt
Organism: Aspergillus ochraceoroseus IBT 24754
Lineage: Eukaryota; Fungi; Ascomycota; Eurotiomycetes; Eurotiales; Aspergillaceae
Product: DNA-dependent ATPase RAD54
Exons: 5
Coding region: 71-2503 (810 amino acids)
Biological process (GO): double-strand break repair via synthesis-dependent strand annealing; reciprocal meiotic recombination
Cellular component (GO): nucleus
Molecular function (GO): ATP binding; DNA translocase activity; ATP-dependent chromatin remodeler activity
Source: RefSeq, a predicted model, not a curated record
CGACAGCCUUCGCCAUAACACACCGAAUGUGUAGCAGGAAUAGACCAGGCCGAAUUUACUCGUGUCAGAAAUGUAUCGACCGCGACCCGCCGUAAACCAGGAUGGCGAUUCCACCCCGGUAUCCAAAACCCAACGCACAGGCUCAUCCUUGAACUCCGUCGACCGUCUCUCGAAGCCAUUCAAGUGUCCGGGCUCAGCCACACCAACGCGAGCGUCCGAUAAGCCAGCGAGGAAGCGAAGAAAGGUAAACUACGCAGGGGCCGAUGGAAGUAUUGAUGAUGGGAGUGUGAAGCCAUACACGAACGAGGAGAGACUAGCGCUCGCGACAAGGGAUGUUAACAGGUUUCCUGUUUUCAAAGCCAAGGAUAAAGAUGUGGCAUUUAGACAGAGGUUCAGGGUUCCUCUCAUAAACAAGUCCGCAGACUCAUAUGAUCCCUCGCGGCCAGCACCCACAUUGGGAAUGAGGCAGGGCGUGAGCUUCGUCGUAAAGCCAUUGCACGACCCGAGCGGAGAGUUUGCGAUUGUUCUCUAUGAUCCAACCGUCGAUGACGUUGAUAAUUCUGAGCCCAAGGAGCAGGAAAAUAAGGCCGAAGAUACGAGUACAAAGCUGGAUGAGCCUUUGGUGCAUAAAAGCUUAGCGGACAUACUUGGGCUUAAAAAGAAGGUGGAAGACCGGCCAAAAGUUCCAGUGGUGAUCGAUCCAAAGAUCGCCAAAAUUCUACGUCCGCAUCAAGUGGAAGGAGUGAAGUUUCUUUACCGAUGCACUACUGGCAUGAUUGAUAAAGAUGCCAACGGCUGUAUUAUGGCAGAUGGAAUGGGACUGGGCAAAACACUUCAAUGUAUCUCGUUGAUGUGGACGCUUCUCAAACAAUCCCCUGAAGCAGGGAAGACAACUAUCCAAAAGUGCAUUAUCGCCUGCCCAUCGAGUUUGGUCGGAAAUUGGGCCAACGAACUUGGGAAAUGGCUUGGGAAGGGUACUAUCACACCCUUUGCGGUGGAUGGGAAGGUUUCGAAGACAGAACUUACGACCCAAUUAAGGCAAUGGGCAAUUGCUUCUGGCCGCUCCGUUGUCAGGCCCGUCCUUAUUGUUUCUUAUGAGACUCUACGUAUGUAUGUCGAGACGUUGAAGGACAGCCCGAUUGGUUUACUUCUAUGUGAUGAGGGCCACAGAUUGAAAAAUAAAGAGAGCUUGACCUGGAUGGCGCUCAACAGUCUAAACGUCCAGCGUCGGGUCAUUUUAUCAGGAACCCCAAUCCAAAAUGACCUGUCGGAGUAUUUCGCUCUCCUCAAUUUUGCAAACCCAGACUUGCUUGGAUCACAGAACGAAUUCCGCAAACGAUUUGAGAUACCUAUUCUCAAAGGAAGAGAUGCGGCUGGAACGGAGGAAGAUCGCAAGAAGGGCGACGAACGUCUCGCAGAACUAUCCGGUAUUGUUAACAAAUUUAUCAUUCGUCGCACAAACGAUAUUUUGUCGAAGUACUUGCCAGUCAAGUACGAACACGUUGUUUUCUGCAACUUAUCCCAGUUUCAACUCGACCUUUAUAAGCAUUUCAUCGAGAGCCCCGAGAUCAAGAGUUUGCUUAGAGGCAAAGGAAGUCAGCCUCUCAAAGCAAUUGGUUUACUGAAAAAACUGUGCAAUCAUCCCGAUCUGCUCAACCUUUCCAAUGAUCUUCCUGGGUGUGAGCACGCUUUCCCAGACGACUAUGUCCCUCCCGACGGUAGGGGACGUGAUAGAGAUGUUAGAUCCUGGUAUUCGGGGAAGAUGAUGGUUCUUGACCGGAUGCUUGCACGCAUUCGCCAGGAUACGAAUGACAAGAUUGUUCUCAUUAGCAACUACACGCAAACGCUCGAUCUCUUUGAGAAGCUGUGCAGAUCAAGAGCAUAUGGUUGUUUGAGGCUUGACGGCACUAUGAACAUUAAUAAGCGGCAAAAGCUGGUUGACAAGUUCAAUGACCCAGACGGUGAAGAGUUUGUGUUCCUCCUUAGCAGCAAAGCUGGUGGGUGUGGAUUGAAUUUGAUAGGUGCAAAUCGACUCGUGCUGUUCGAUCCAGAUUGGAAUCCAGCAGCCGACCAGCAAGCCCUGGCUCGAGUCUGGCGUGAUGGCCAGAAGAAAGAUUGCUUUGUGUACCGCUUCAUUGCGGCGGGAUCCAUUGAGGAGAAGAUCUUCCAGCGUCAAUCACAUAAACAGUCCCUUUCUUCCUGUGUUGUCGACUCAGCCGAGGAUGUAGAAAGACACUUCUCCCUGGAGUCACUUCGUGAACUGUUCCAAUUUAAGCCUGAAACACGCAGCGACACACAUGACACAUUCAAAUGCAAGAGAUGCCGACCCGACGGGACGCAGUAUAUCAAGGCCCCAGCCAUGUUGUAUGGCGACACAAGUUCUUGGAACCAUUUUGUGAACGAUGGAGAGAAGGGCCUGCUCAGCAAGAUCCAGGACUUGCUGAUUCGGCAAGAGACGCAAGAAAAAGAUGUCUCCGCGGUAUUUCAAUAUAUCAGUCACUGAGCACAGAAUGAUGAAGUAUUUGGGCUUUUUUUAUAUCCCUAUAUAUGUUUUGACGAUUGCAUUGAUUAUUGGAACAGCGAGUGGUCUUCCUCCCAUAGAGCCGGUCUGGACCCGAGAAGAGCGCUUAAUUAGGAGUAUAUUUUGAUAUUGAAUUAC